AUGAAUUUGACGCUGGAGCCCAGUAUCCAGUCCCUCGUCUCACCUCAUCUAACAACCGUUUUCCGGAAUGAGCACGGCGGUGGAACAUUGGAAGUCGGUCGCAUCCCAACCAGUUGCCACUAUCAGCACCGGUCGCCCGAAGUUUACGCGGCUAUUAGCAGUUGCGAUGGAAAUAUCGUUCGUCUUUUUAUUAUUUACAGUUAA
This is a messenger RNA of Gongylonema pulchrum, 204 nucleotides long. The record is from the annotation of a GenBank genome assembly. NCBI's taxonomy places the organism in Eukaryota, Metazoa, Nematoda, Chromadorea, Rhabditida, Gongylonematidae.